GAUGAGGAGGAAGACGCGAACUCCUCUGUCGUAUACUUCAGUUUCUUUGCAGCGAAGCGCAUUGAGGUGAAGCCGGGGAAGGAGCUACUAUUCGCUGUCGACACAGACGACAAGGAAUUCAAGGAUAGGGUGCUUAUGAUUCAGGGAUCCCUUGCUUCAGAGCCCCCCUCGGAAGCUGAGGAACCUGUAGAGGCUGCACCGCCAGCAGAAGAGGAAGAGGAACCCGUCGCGUUACCGCCGAAGCUGCGGCGAACAUGGCUACGACCGCCCGAAGAGCAAGUUAUUCCCCCAAUCCCACCAAGUCCUGAGUAUGCCACUGCGAGCGUACAGACCGAGACCACCGCGCGCGAUGCUGCUGUGCAGGCGCUUCCUACUACUUCUUGCCGAUCCACGCAAGCGCAGCCCUCGUGCGCUGAUCAACUCGUUCAGGCGCAGCCCUCAUGGACUGAUCAACCUGUCCAGGUGCAGCCUUCGCGCGCUCAUCAGCUCGUUCAGGCCGUGCCUCGGAUGGCCUCUGCAUCUUCGCAAGCCACCGAACCUGUCGUCCCGCCCCGAGUAACGAGUUCGUCGGGUAUGCAGACGGAUGCGCCCGUCGAACCUCCAAGUACGGUCAAGGAGGCAGACAUCUCUUACUCUCGUCCAGUCGAGCCCAUGACCCCGAUAUCCAAUGGUUACUAAGGUCUCACUAACAAGCUUUUACGCAGGUCCGCAGCCUUUCGACGAUGGACGAGAGUGACGACGAGGACGCUGCACCCAUGCGCGGGGACGAGGGCGCUCCUCCACUGCGCGAGCGCAGCCUUUCUGCGAUGGACGUCGAUAGCGACGAUGAGGAGCGGUUGAAAGAAAUCGAAAGCCGCGCGGCUUCGCCUUCGGCUUCCG
Schizophyllum commune H4-8 is the source of this 879-nucleotide messenger RNA. RefSeq lists its product as uncharacterized. Lineage: Eukaryota; Fungi; Basidiomycota; Agaricomycetes; Agaricales; Schizophyllaceae. The record is from RefSeq and is a predicted model, not a curated record. The transcript has 3 exons. Bases 136 to 678 code for a protein of 180 amino acids.